Molecule: messenger RNA, 813 nt
Organism: Eurypyga helias (sunbittern)
Lineage: Eukaryota; Metazoa; Chordata; Aves; Eurypygiformes; Eurypygidae
Gene: HADH
Product: hydroxyacyl-CoA dehydrogenase
Exons: 7
Biological process (GO): fatty acid beta-oxidation
Cellular component (GO): mitochondrion
Molecular function (GO): NAD+ binding; (3S)-3-hydroxyacyl-CoA dehydrogenase (NAD+) activity
Source: RefSeq, a predicted model, not a curated record
GUUGCAGCAGCCAGCGGCCACACUGUGGUGUUGGUAGACCAGUCGGAUGAAAUCCUUAAGAAGUCGACAAAAGGAAUUGAAGAGAGCUUGAAGAGAGUGACAAAGAAGAAGUUUGCGGAUAAGCCUGAGGCUGGCGCCGAGUUCAUCGAGAAGACCUUAAAGAACAUCACAACGAGCACAGAUGCCGUAGCGGUGGUCCACAGCACGGAUCUGGUGAUAGAAGCCAUCGUGGAGAACCAGGAAGUUAAAAAUGAACUCUUCAAGAGGCUGGAUAAGUUUGCUCCAGAGCACACAAUAUUUGCAAGCAACACUUCGUCCUUGCAAAUCACGGGGUUGGCUAACUCAACUACCAGGCAGGACCGAUUCGGUGGUCUCCAUUUCUUCAAUCCUGUGCCUAUGAUGAAGCUUGUGGAGGUCAUCAAGACACCAAUGACCAGCCAGAAGACUUUUGAAUCGCUUGUGGAUUUCAGUAAAGCAGUAGGAAAGAGCCCUGUCAGCUGUAAGGACACUCCGGGGUUCAUUGUAAACCGUCUCCUGGUGCCUUAUAUGAUGGAAGCGGUUCGACUUUUUGAGAGAGGAGAUGCAUCAAAGGAAGAUAUUGAUGUUGCUAUGAAGCUGGGGGCUGGCUAUCCCAUGGGUCCGUUUGAACUGCUGGACUACGUCGGGCUGGAUACCAGCAAAUACAUUAUAGAUGGGUGGCAUUCCUUAGAGCCCAACAAUCCUCUUUUUGCGCCCAGCCCGCUCCUGAAUAAACUGGUAGAAGAGAAGAAGCUGGGGAAGAAGACUGGAGAGGGGUUUUACAAAUACAAAUGA